AAGAUUUUGCUCACCAAUUCUUCACCUCCACACCAUCUUUCGGUCUCGAUGUCUUCCUUUUCAACAAAAUGGAUGCCAAGAAUCCUAUUCUUCCUCUCAUUUAAUGCAGUCCCAUCACUCUCACGCUUAUUUUCUCCAAAAAAUCCGCACAAAGUAAUCUCUUUUUGACGAAAAGUGGAGGAUCAGAAGAGAGGGAGAAGAGAGCAGACUGAAGCCAUGGCCGUGGAUCCAAGCAUCGCGGCGCAGGCGGAGGCCGCGGCGCGCCGGAGCGAGGAGGCGGCGGAGGCCUUCUUCCGCGCCGCGCCGCCGCUCCGCGACCGCGACCGCGUCGCUGCCAGCCUCAACGACUUCGUCGCCCGCCACUCCGCCGGGAGCGGCGGUGUGGGAGGGCCCGCCGGGGUUAUCUGCAUCACCUCCGGCGGCACCACGGUGCCCCUGGAGCAGCGCUGCGUGCGCUACAUCGACAAUUUCUCCUCCGGCCAGCGUGGGGCCGCCGCCACCGAGUAUUUUCUCAAGGCAGGCUAUGCCGUCAUCUUCAUCCAUCGCCGUGGGAGCAAGCAGCCUUACUGUAGAUUUCUUCCAGAGGAUUCAUUUCUCGAUCUUUUUGAGCUUGGUGAAGACUCAGAAAUCCAAGUUCCCCAAUCUCAUUCCGCUGUGGUCAAGGCAGCUAUUAGCAAUUAUCGUAAGGCAAUUCAUGAAGGCCUGCUUCUGAAACUUCCUUUCACUACAAUUUUCGAGUACCUUCAGUUACUACAAAUGGUAGCAACUUCUAUGAAUUGCUUAGGGCACCGUGGAAUGUUCUUUCUUGCUGCUGCAGUUUCUGACUUCUAUGUUCCAUGGGAAAGCAUGGCCAAACAUAAAAUCGAGUCAGCAGUUGGCCCUUUAAACAUGCAACUCAAUCAAGUCCCCAAGAUGCUUUUCAUCCUCAGAAAAAAUUGGGCUCCUUCAGCAUUUUGUGUAUCAUUCAAGCUCGAGACGGAUCCCAACAUCCUCCUACAGAAGGCAGAGAUGGCUUUGAAAAAGUACGGUAUGAACGUGGUGGUUGCAAAUGAGCUUGCGAACUACAAAGAUGUAGUGGUCAUGGUCACAAGCAGUGGGAGGACGACUGUGAGCAGGAGCAGCAAGGAGGAAGACCUGGAAAAGCAGCUAACCGAGCUCCUGGUAAAGAUGCACUCGGAGCACAUCACGCAACCCAGUUCAUAGGACCAUCAAACCCACGCGAGCUGAGUUGGUUGCAUACCACAUGGUGAAGGCAGAGUAUCAGCUGUUUGAUUACUUCUCCUAUCAAGUUGCAGUGCCGCUCCUAAGUUUCUGAGGGCCCUCUGGCGAACUCGUCGCGAGGGCAAACUAUAUAUAAAUCUUAUAAUAUAUAUAAGCGCUAAUUUUUCUUGCAAAAUGAAAACAAAUUCAGUAA
This is a messenger RNA of Setaria italica (foxtail millet), 1414 nucleotides long. Its product is annotated as phosphopantothenate--cysteine ligase 2. The coding region runs from base 217 to 1203 and encodes 328 amino acids. The record is from RefSeq and is a predicted model, not a curated record. Gene Ontology annotation, cellular component: nucleus; cytoplasm. NCBI's taxonomy places the organism in Eukaryota, Viridiplantae, Streptophyta, Magnoliopsida, Poales, Poaceae. The transcript has 9 exons. Gene Ontology annotation, molecular function: phosphopantothenate--cysteine ligase activity. Gene Ontology annotation, biological process: coenzyme A biosynthetic process.